AUAUAAUGAUCAUCAUCAUCGUGUCCAUGUGGUGCUGAACUGACUGUGGUUCUGAAGCAAAAUGUUGGUUCUAUUUAUUCUAUUCUCACACUGCAGAGUGAUCACCCACCGUGUUCUGAGAUGUAAAAAGUUACGAAUUUGCCUUGCUUUCUCUCCUCUGGCUACUUUUGUGACUGCAGCCUCCCAUUGAAGCAACACAUUGCCUUGGUACAGAGGGUGUUCCAGGCUGGGCAUAGGCUGAGCUUCAUGCUGUUGCUGUUUGUGCUGCUGAAAUCAUAAUAUACACAUACACACACCGCCUCCUCCUCAGCUGCCACUCAUAGAGGGGAACACAACCGAACGGGAUAUAUUGCAGUUGGGACUCCAGUGCAAGUACCAGAAGGUCACAAUGAGCUGUGGAUUAAUCUCAAUGUAUUUUGUGGUUAUCACUGCAUAUCAGUAAACCAGGCUGUGCAGAGCUGGAAAUCCUGGUGGCAAUACUGUAUCCUUACCAAAUCUUCUGUUCUGUGCCAUGAAUGGGAAACAAAGGACACUCUUAAUUCUUUCUAAAAUGGGCCCUUCUGACACCUAGGAUGGGAUAAAUAUGGACUGUUAUCCACUGGCACAAGGUUGUCCCGCUAAUCUUCAGGAUUAACCCCCUUAGAGAUUCCCAAGUGUACUAGUCUCCUUGCUGCUUGUUUCUGACCCACAUGGCAGCAGCUGGAUACAGUUCCUAGUGGAGUGGCACAUAUAAGGUCCGGCAUUGGGGGAUGGCUCUACAUAUUUCUGCAGCCUCAAUGAUUCUAUUGGCAAUCACAGCAUCAGCAUCUUCUGCUGCUAUAACCCAGGAAGACUAUCCUGCAGAUGAAGGAGACCAAACCUCUAGUAAUGAUAACUUGAUUUUUGAUGACUACAGGGGCAAAGGCUGCGUGGAUGACAGUGGUUUUGUAUACAAACUUCAGGAGAGAUUUUUUCCAGGGCAUUCUAAUUGCCCUUGUGUUUGUACAGAGGAUGGACCUGUUUGUGACCAGCCAGAGUGCCCGAAAAUCCACCCCAAGUGUACUAAAGUAGAACACAAUGGAUGUUGUCCAGAGUGUAAGGAAGUAAAAAACUUUUGUGAAUAUCAUGGAAAAAGCUACAAAAUUCUGGAGGAGUUUAAGCCCUCUCCAUGCGAAUGGUGCAGAUGUGAGCCCAGCAAUGAAGUGCACUGUGUGGUGGCAGACUGCGCCGUUCCAGAGUGCGUGAACCCUGUUUAUGAGCCUGAGCAGUGCUGUCCGGUCUGCAAGAACGGUCCUAACUGCUUUGCAGGCACCAUCAUCAUCCCGGCAGGUAUAGAGGUCAAAGUGGAUGACUGUAACAUCUGCCAUUGCCACAAUGGAGAUUGGUGGAAACCAGCACAAUGUUCCAAGAGGGAGUGUCAUGGGAAGCCAAACCUAUAGACUCACGGUGCCUAUUCUGGACAGGGAGGAGAAAGUGGGACAUCUCUCUACAGAUCAGCCAG
Molecule: messenger RNA, 1480 nt
Organism: Xenopus laevis (African clawed frog)
Lineage: Eukaryota; Metazoa; Chordata; Amphibia; Anura; Pipidae
Gene: vwc2l.L
Product: von Willebrand factor C domain containing protein 2 like L homeolog
Exons: 4
Coding region: 750-1418 (222 amino acids)
Biological process (GO): negative regulation of BMP signaling pathway
Cellular component (GO): extracellular region; AMPA glutamate receptor complex; synapse
Source: RefSeq, a predicted model, not a curated record